AUGGGCAACCUUACCUUAGUCUAUAUGUUGCUCGUGAGCCGUCAAGUACCAGUCUCGCAACAGUACUGGCGCAAAAGGAUCGGUACUUCACUUGCUGAUCGUUCGCGAGUUGAACUCGCUCUCUUGCCACGCCUUUCACUCACUCGCUUGAGUCGGACUCAAUCACUCUUUUUGGAGGAUCAUUCGUUCUUCACUCUCUUGCUAUUACCCGCAGGGAGCGCAGCAAGUGGCUGGCAAAGGCCAACCGAGAGGGGAGAACGAAUGGCUCAGAAAUCGACUGUUUCCGAGCGGACUUGUGGAGCUGCUGCUUGGAUUAUCUUAGAAUAA
Messenger RNA from Dovyalis caffra, 327 nucleotides. Lineage: Eukaryota; Viridiplantae; Streptophyta; Magnoliopsida; Malpighiales; Salicaceae. The record is from the annotation of a GenBank genome assembly.